AUGCAAGAGGCUGACAGCUCAGAAACCCUGACAGGACUCGCGACCGCGCUGCAACCUGGCAAGGUGCAGGGUUGCAUCAUCUGGGCUGUUAGAGCCGAGACGGUCGAAGCCCUGAGGAGAAAGACAAGAGUGAGAGCGACGGCCCCGCCGCUACGCCCCUCCCCCAACCUUAACGUGUCGCCCGCGCGUCGCGCCGCCUUGACGUCACUGCCAAGCGACAGCCGCCGGGAACUGCAGCGGCCUCGUGGGCGCCUCCCAGAUUCUGCUGCCAUGGAUUACUUCCCCAAACUGGAUCUCCUCAGUGUUAUGGCUGGAGUGGCCUGCGGAGUGUGCCUGGGUUGGGGCACGCGUGCACGAUUCUUCAGACCAUCCAAAGCGCGCGUGAACAUGCCUGCUGCUGAACUGGGGAGCGAAGCCAGCAUCAUGGGAGAGUCUGGAGAGUUCAAAAUGGUGCUCGUUGUCCGCCAAGACUUGAAGAUGGGGAAAGGCAAAGUGGCAGCGCAGUGUUCGCAUGCUGCGGUUUCUGCGUACAAGCAGAUCCAGAAAAGAAACCCCGAGCUCCUCAAGCAGUGGGAGUAUUGCGGGCAGACUAAAGUGGUGCUCAGAGCCCCUGAUGAAGAGACUCUAGUUCAGCUCCUUGUUGAUGCUAAACAGCUAGGACUGACUGUGAGUUUAAUCCAAGAUGCUGGUCGUACUCAGAUUGCACCUGGCUCCCAAACUGUCUUAGGCAUUGGCCCAGGACCAGCUGAUCUGGUGGAUCAAGUGUCCGGGCACUUAAAACUCCUCUGAUGUGGAAAAUAAACCUUGGAUUUAUUGCAGCAACUCAUAUUACCACCAGUCUUAAUGAAAAAUCAAACCCAACCUCUAGUUUGUUUCCAUCAGUUCUGCUCUAGUAUGAAUAAAAAGCAUCAGUGUCUCUUUUUUGUA
Messenger RNA from Alligator sinensis (Chinese alligator), 927 nucleotides. RefSeq names its product peptidyl-tRNA hydrolase 2 (gene PTRH2). Gene Ontology annotation, molecular function: peptidyl-tRNA hydrolase activity. The coding region runs from base 1 to 789 and encodes 262 amino acids. Lineage: Eukaryota; Metazoa; Chordata; Crocodylia; Alligatoridae. The transcript has 3 exons. The record is from RefSeq and is a predicted model, not a curated record. Gene Ontology annotation, biological process: negative regulation of anoikis; positive regulation of anoikis. Gene Ontology annotation, cellular component: cytosol; mitochondrion.